AUUGUUUGUUUUGCUUUAGGGUCAGUCAUCCUGCUCGUCACCAUCGGAUGUUUCUUAUACUUGAGGAAAAGAUAAAAGGAUCAUGAACGUUCUUUAAAGGAAGAAUCUUGGGAUGUGAAAUCCUUCCAUGUUUUGGCUUUUAGUGAGGAUGAGAUUUCUUGAUUCCAUCAAACCAGAUAAUCUAAUUGGAAAGGGAGGCUCCGGUAACGUUAAAAGUGUUAUGCUUUCUAAUGGUUUAGAACUUGCAGUGAAACAUAUAUGGAACACGGAUUCUGGCGGCCGGAAAAAGCCCCGGAUCACAACCCCAGUGAUCGGGAAACGUGUCGGGAAGUCAAAGGAGUUCGAUGCAGAGGUACAGACGUUGUGCUCUAUUAGGCAUGUCAAUGUGGAGAAGUUGCUUCAUGGUUGUAAAAAACUCGAACUCGAUUGGGAAACAAGGCACGAGAUCGGGUUAGGGGCCGCAAAGGGACUCGAGUAUCUUCACCAUGGAUGUGAGAGAUCGGUGAUUCACCGGAUGUCAAGUCCAGCCAAUUCUAGUAAGGACUCCGCGCAUGUCACUGCCGGUACCCAUGGUUACAUAGCUCCUGAAUAUGGCUACGCAUGCAAAGUGAACGAGAAGAGUGAUGUUUAUACUUUUGGAGUGACCAGAGAGAGCACACUAAGCAUUGCAGACCCAAAAAUCCCAAGUGCCUAUAAAGAUGAUGCCAUCAAGGUACUCAGAAUUGCAAUUCUGUGCACGGCAAGGCUACCAGAGCUAAGAUCCACAAUGAGAAGUCUUGUUCAAAUGUUAGAAGACGCCGAGCCCUGCAAAGUAGUUGGCAUAGUCAUCGGAAAAGAUUCUGAUACCAAGAGAAAGGAAGCGACGGAUAGCUGGAAUUUUAGUCCAGAGCCAUAGGCCUCCAAAAUUGGCCUUUUGGGCAUGAUCAGUAUUUUGCUAUGGCUUGUAGAAUUGUUGUAACAUAUUAGAGUUGUAAAAUAUUAAGUAGAGGGUAUUGUAUGCUAAUGAUUUCCUUAAGGGGUGAGGAAAGCAUUAGGAGAUGCAAAAGCUCCACGGAAACGAUGGAUACUUGCAUCAUGUUUCAGAAGCCAAAUUAAUAACAGAAAUGGAGACGA
This is a messenger RNA of Rubroshorea leprosula, 1113 nucleotides long. The record is from the annotation of a GenBank genome assembly. Lineage: Eukaryota; Viridiplantae; Streptophyta; Magnoliopsida; Malvales; Dipterocarpaceae.